Molecule: messenger RNA, 1648 nt
Organism: Leptonychotes weddellii (Weddell seal)
Lineage: Eukaryota; Metazoa; Chordata; Mammalia; Carnivora; Phocidae
Source: RefSeq, a predicted model, not a curated record
GAAGGCGCCCCUCUGCCCUCUCCCCGCCCCCUUCCCAGCUGACAUCUCCCAGGCUUUUCUGGCACAUCAGUCCUCCCAUUUGGCACGUGGCGAGGGUAAAACAGGCUGAUGACAGGAGGAUGUGGCAUGCCCAAGACCUAGUCCACACGAGGGCGGACUCUGUGGGCCUGCUCCUAGGACCGCAGCCUGCAGAAGUGGGCCGGCCCUCUGUGCCCUGCCGACCCUGGCACCCCGCCCUGGGCUGGGGGCAGUGGGAACGCCUCUGGUUCUUGCUCCUCACCUUCACCUUCGGCCUCACGCUCACCUGGCUCUACUUCUGGUGGGAAGUGCGCAACGACUAUGAUGAAUUCAACUGGUACCUCUACAGCCGCAUGGGCUACUGGAGUGACUGGUCUGUACCCAUCCUCGUGACCACUGCUGCCGCCUUCACCUACAUCGCGGGCCUCCUGGUCCUGGCACUGUGUCACAUCGCCGUGGGCCAGCAGAUGAACCUGCACUGGCUGCACAAGGUAAGGUCUACCUCCGCGGGGGCUGGGGGAAGGGAGUCGAGGCUGUAGGCUGCAGCGGCAGAGGACGAGCUUGGACAUGCCGUCCUCGCUCCUUGGGAGGAGGCCAUCCUUCCUCUGGAUCCCCAUGACAGUUGUUCCAGUAGCUACCAGAGUACUCACUCCGCACCUGUUCUCACAGGCUGGCCUCCGUUAACUCAUUCAACCUUCACGGUAGCCCUGUGAUGUAGGUACUGUUAUCAUCCCAUCCUGCAGUUGGGAAAACUGAGGUACAGCGAGGUUAUGAAACUUGCCCAGGGUCUCCCACUUAGUAAGAUCCUAGAUCUGUAGCUGCUGACUGGCCAGCACACAGGUCACAGGCCCGGCCCCCUCUCCUCCUCAUUCUUCAGUGAGCCCCCACUGUAAAACUCGGCCGAGUGAUGGGACUCCCAACUCAGAGCCCUUCCCACCGCUCCCCUUGCUCCGGGGUGAUCCCACCUCCCCGACUAGCACUGAGGCCCUGCAGGACUUGGGCCCCGCUAACAUCUCCUGUGUGGGACGGUCACCUCAGCUUCUGCUGCAUGAGACAGCCCAGGCCCUCCCAGCACGGCGGCCUCUUCUCUACCUUACCUCUUCGCCCGUGCCCUCCCUUUCUCUCUCCUUUGGACUCCUUCCUUGGUUUGCCUCCCCUACCUACAGCCUGCUCAAGAUCGUCCAGCCCUGGCAGGCUCCCCUGCCACAGUCCUGAGCGUCUGUGCUGCCCACUUCCACCGGGCUCCCCCGCCCCAGCCCUCCCCAGUCUGGGAGCUCCCUGCAGGCCAGGUUGGCUUUGCCCAUCUCCAUGUCCCCCGUGCCCCCUCAGGACUGGGCCCAUACAUACAUUCCGAGCCUCAGCACUCAGGCCGCUGAUUGCAUGCGUGGUGCUAAAUGUAUGUGGCCGAUGCCUGUCCUUCCCCGGGCCUCAGUGGGCAUGGGGUGUGGUAGAAAGCCGAUCGAGAGAGCCCCUCCUUCCCUGGAGCACGUGGGCCUUGGAGGGAGGCUGGACAUUUCUUUUUUCCCAGAGCCUGGCUCAGAGUGAGCAUGCUGUUUAGGAAGGGGCAGAAAUGUCCAGAAGUAACCUUGAGCCCGUGAGAGGGGUGCAGAGUGACAAGGGGAGGGCUCAC